CUCUGGCUCAAAAGAGCCAGUCUGAAUCCUGGUGUGAUGAAUGGGUUUGGUGCUUGUCACAGGUAAGAACAUUCAGCAUCAGCAAGACAGGCUGUAGGUGUUUUGCUGAAUGUAAUGUUUUGUUGUUGGUGUGCUGCUGUUUUUUGCUUUUCUCUUCCUGGACGUGUAGUAACAGUUGCAAAUGCAGGUGCAGAUUGCCUCAUUUGUACAUUAUCAACGUGCAUCAUCUGGGUGAGCCGAGCAGGGACCAGCCCUUCUGUGGCAGAGGGAGGUGGGACGGAGAGAGGCUAACGCUUUUGUAUGAUUCGAGGCGGCUGCCAGAAGAGGCAAAGUCUUUGCCGAACGGCCUGUCUAUGAACAGCUUGUCUGUUCUCUUCUAAGAUAUUAGAGAGACACUAUGACUAAUAGGUAAGUUGGGAAAGGCUUGUUCCUAUACAUUUUUUCAGUCUUAUUUUUUAACCUCUUGUUGAAAUGGGCAGAGUUGAAAGAUCCUUUGACCUUUUAUUCUGAAACUUAAUGGAGUAGCUAAGGCAUUGAUCUUGAUUCCAAACCAAUUUUAGUGUGGACAACAGGAAGGUCCUCGGAGCUGCACAAUGAGGGUCAUGAGCCCCUUGGUCUUCACGUCUUUGGUGUGUGCACUCUUGAACAUGUGCCAGGCACACAGGGUGCAUGACGACAAGCCUAAUAUUGUCUUGAUUAUGGCCGAUGACCUGGGUAUUGGAGAUCUGGGCUGCUACGGCAAUAACACCAUCAGGACACCUCACAUCGACCGCCUUGCCAGGGAAGGAGCACAGCUAACUCAGCACCUUUCGGCUGCCUCCCUCUGCAGCCCAAGCCGGUCCGCGUUUCUGACGGGAAGGUACCCCAUCCGAUCAGGUAUGGUUUCUAGUGGUAAUAAUACACGUGUCGUCAAAAAUCUUGCAGUCCCUGCAGGCCUCCCUCUAAAUGAGACAACAUUUGCAGCCUUGCUAAAGAAGCAAGGAUACAGCACGGGGCUUAUAGGCAAAUGGCACCAAGGCCUGAACUGUGACUCCCGAAGUGACCACUGCCACCAUCCAUAUAAUUAUGGGUUUGACUACUACUAUGGCAUGCCAUACACUCUCAUUGACAGCUGCUGGCCGGCCCCCUCUCGUAGCAUGGAAAUAGCCUUUGAGAGUCGGCUCUGGCUCUGCAUACAGCUGGUUGCCAUUGCUGUACUCACACUAACCUUUGGGAAACUGAGCGGCUGGGUCUCCGUUCCCUGGCUCCUGAUCUUCUCCAUGAUUCUAUUUAUUUUCCUCUUGGGCUAUGCUUGGCUCUCUAGCUACACGUCCCGUUUAUACUGGGACUGCCUCCUCAUGCGGGAGCACGAGAUCACAGAGCAGCCCAUGAAGGCCGAACGAGCUGGAUCCAUUAUGGUGAAGGAGGCGAUUUCCUUUUUAGAAAGGUACCGUAAGGGACCUUUCCUCCUCUUCUUCUCCUUUCUUCACGUACACGUACCUCUCCCCACCACGGACGAUUUCAUUGGCACCAGCAAGCAUGGCUUAUAUGGGGACAAUGUGGAAGAGAUGGACUUCAUGGUGGGCAAGAUUCUUGAUGCUAUAGAUGAGUUUGGCCUAAGGAACGACACCCUCGUCUACUUUACAUCAGACCACGGAGGGCAUUUGGAGGCUAGGCGAGGGCAUGCCCAACUUGGUGGAUGGAACGGAAUAUACAAAGGUGGAAAAGGCAUGGGGGGCUGGGAAGGUGGAAUCCGCGUCCCAGGAAUUGUUCGAUGGCCUGGAAAGAUACCAGCUGGACAGUUAAUUAAGGAAGCUACAAGUUUGAUGGAUAUUUUACCAACUCUCGCAUCAGUGUCAGGAGGAAGUCCCCCUCAGGACAGGGUCAUUGACGGCAGAGACCUCAUGCCCUUGCUGCAGGGCAACAUCAGGCACUCGGAACAUGAGUUUCUGUUCCACUACUGCAGCUCCUACCUGCAUGCCGUGCGGUGGAUCCCCAAGGACGACAGUGGCGCAGUUUGGAAGGCUCACUACGUGACCCCGAUAUUCCAACCACCAUCUUCUGGUGGCUGCUAUGUCACCUCAUUAUGCCAAUGUUUCGGAGAACAGGUUACCUAUCACAACCCCCCUCUGCUCUUCGAUCUCUCCAGGGACCCCUCGGAGUCCACACCCCUGACACCUGACACAGAGCCCCUCUACGAUGUUGUGAUUAAAAAGGUGGCCACCGCCCUGAAGGAACACCAGGAAACCAUCGUGCCCGUGACCUACCAACUCGCAAAACUGAAUCAGGCCAGGAAGUGGCUGACUCCUUGCUGUGGGGUGUUCCCAUUUUGUCUGUGUGACAAGGAAGGGGAACUCUCUUAGCUCCAAUGCUAAGGAGAAGACAUAAUUACAAUCAGGUUACCAAAGGUCAGUAACUUUGGUGCCUUCAAGUUUGCAGGGAGUGCAUUUAAGAGCCAAUAAAUUCAUCUACCACUCCAGAUUAU
This is a messenger RNA of Cebus imitator (Panamanian white-faced capuchin), 2464 nucleotides long. It is a transcript of the gene ARSF, whose product is annotated as arylsulfatase F. The record is from RefSeq and is a predicted model, not a curated record. Bases 594 to 2342 code for a protein of 582 amino acids. NCBI's taxonomy places the organism in Eukaryota, Metazoa, Chordata, Mammalia, Primates, Cebidae. Gene Ontology annotation, molecular function: arylsulfatase activity. The transcript has 11 exons.